GAUGUUAUUUGUCUACAACAGUACUCGAGAAAAUGUUCACUGUAACUAUACCGUUUUAUUAACUGACUUACGCAGCAUGAAAUCAAUAUUUAAACCAGGAUACUAUUGGAAUAAUUGGACAUUGCGUGGAGAAGCUAUUAGGGCUAAUACAAUGGUGGACAACAUAAACAUUCAAGACAAAUUAUGCGGAGGCUAUAAAAGUUCGAUUGGAAGGUAUUUUGCAAAUUGUACGGAAACACGUUUCUCGUUAUGCCUCACGACUAAAGUUACUGAACCUACUACAAUUGUCACCAGAACGGAACACAUUACAAAUGACACCAGAACGGUACACACUACAUAUGUCACAAAACUAACAAUGUCGAUGACAAGUCGCCAACAAACAACUGCAAAUACAUCUCAUAAAUCAACCAAACAUACAAUGAGAGUUCUAACUUCAAUAAAAUAUAAAACAAAUGUGAAAAAGACACAUCCGCAUGAGGAAGAGCAAAGUUCAGAUAUAGGGAUAAAAGUUGGUAUACCACUUGGAAUAAUAUUACCUUUGACAUGUGGACUUUUAAUUAUCAUUUACAUUUACAGGAGAAGGAUAAAAUGUUGGCAGUCAAGUAAUCCAAAACAUGAAAAUGGACGUAUGAAUAACUUUCCCAUUCAAGAAGCUUCGCCAGUUCAUGGUCAGCUCAACGUUUACUCUAAAAGUAUUGAAGAAACUCCAACAUCAUCUGAACACCACACGAAUGAAAAUAAUCUAACUGACAUAAGCGCACAGUAUGCUGUUGCCAAAAAACCUAAAAAGGGUGACACAAGAUCCAGAAAAGAUAAUUAUUCAAAUAAAUCGUAUCAAAACGCAACAAAUGAUGAAUACGAUGUUGCUGGUAGGUUUCAAAAUGGUAGUUCUAAUCAGUCGGACAAUCUGUACAACCAUUUUGAAAGCGUGGACGAGUACAAUUUGACAUCUUUUGUCAGGGGAGAAGGAGAUUGUAACAAUUUGUACAACACAACAGGAGACCACAGUCUCGUUGAAUCUGAUUACGACUCAACAAUUCAAGUGAAUAACACAGCAUUGCCUGAUGACGUUUACAAUCAUGUAUCUCAAGAUGACAACUACUAUGACUCUACAUCAACUACUAGAAAUAAGUUAUAAGACAAAUUUACUGUGCAAACCAAGUAUUACAGAAAUUUCUUGUUCAUUAGAACUGGGUGUCAAACUCUAGUUUGUUGUAAUAUUAAUAUAUAGUUGAUGUAGCCGCUGUGAUAAUUUUAUCUGUUGCUUUUUCUCAAUGUUUUUUGUUUUCAUUUUCUGAUCUUAAAUGUGUUGAUCAGAAGAUGUUACUGCUAUCAAAUACUUGAUUCCGUUCAAAUGAACUAAGUCUGACAUGUUCACAUGUCAAUAUCUUCAUUGCAAACGACGAUUUCACUUUAUCAUUCUAACAAGAAAGACAACAGUCUAUUUAACGAUUAUGUGAUUAUUUCCUGUUUCAGAAUGAUAUAUGUCAUACGUUCAAACAAUAUUCAACAUUUUAAUGCUUUUGUGUGAAAGAUUAGUAUCAUGUGUUACACCAAAACCCGAAAGAAUUAGAGAAAAAUAGAUAUGUCCAAAUUAAUAAUCAAGCAAUUCAAGUUACAUACUUUUUUCCUUUUGUUAUAUAUUGUUAUUGUUGUCAUUAAAAUUUACAUUGAAAUAUAAAAAAAACAUUUAAAUGUGAUGUAUUUCAAGGAUAAUAAACUUUUAAUAAUGACUAGUUUUCCCAAUCUCUCGCACAUAUCUAAGAAAAUCCCUUAUAACACGACCAUUUGCUUACACUGAUAUCUACUUAAAUUAUUAUCUAAAUAUCAUAAAACAUGUAUCAUUGAUAAAUGCAACAAGAACAGAUUACAAUUUAUUUAGUAAGGUCAGUAAGGAAUAUAAGUGUUCAUGUAUUGCCGAUAUUUCAUUCAAACACGGCUUCAAAACCAGACAAACAAACAUACUUUAAUUGAAAAUCAAUGCAAACCCUUCAUGAUGGAAUGAUUACAAAUAUUUCUUAUUAAAACAUACCUAAUAAAAUGAACCUGAAGUAUGAAUUGAAUAGAGUUUCUUAUAUAUAUGAAGACUAAGGCAUGUAUUAAAAUUCUAUUAUAAAGCUAUUUUCAAUUCAACUAUAUGGCUAUAUGUUAUAUACAUAUAUGUAACAAGUAAUUUGUUCUUUGUGUCUAAAUACAGUUCGGACCAUGAAC
This is a messenger RNA of Ruditapes philippinarum (Manila clam), 2211 nucleotides long. RefSeq lists its product as uncharacterized. The record is from RefSeq and is a predicted model, not a curated record. The coding region runs from base 2 to 1138 and encodes 378 amino acids. The transcript has 6 exons. Lineage: Eukaryota; Metazoa; Mollusca; Bivalvia; Venerida; Veneridae.